CCAAAGUCUCUCACAGAGAGAGAGCAAUGGGGAGUCACAAACUCAGUGCCAAGCCACGCACCUCAUACUUAUUCUUUGUCAUUCUAUUAAUCUUUGCUUCCCUAGCAUCCUUUGCAGAUGCAGCAGUUCACUACCAUGAUUUUAUUAUUGAAGCAAAGCCAGUGAAGAGGCUGUGCAGAACUCAUAGCACGAUUACAGUGAAUGGCCAAUUUCCAGGGCCAACAUUGGAAGUUCGAGAUGGUGAUACUCUGGUGAUCAAAGCUAUAAACAGAGCUAGAUACAAUAUCACCCUCCAUUGGCAUGGAAUUCGACAGUUGCGAAAUCCAUGGGCGGAUGGGCCUGAGUAUGUGACUCAGUGUCCUAUCCAACCAGGGGGGUCUUAUACAUACCAGUUCACCAUCCAAAACCAGGAGGGGACUUUAUGGUGGCAUGCUCAUAGCAGAUGGCUUAGAGCCACAGUUUAUGGAGCUCUCAUCAUAUAUCCUAAGUUGGGUUCUCCAUACCCCUUCCCGAUGCCCAAGAAAGAAAUUCCCAUUCUUCUUGGAGAAUGGUGGGACAGAAAUCCAAUGGAUGUUCUAAGGCAGGCACUUUUCACAGGAGCUGCUCCAAAUGUAUCAGACGCAUUUACAAUUAAUGGUCAACCAGGGGACUUAUAUAGAUGCUCUAACAAAGAAACUGCCAUAUUUCCAGUGGAGGCGGGUGAGACAAUUCUUUUGAGGAUCAUCAACUCUGCAAUGAAUCAAGAACUUUUCUUUGGUGUGGAACCACAACUAACUGUUGUCGCUGUGGAUGCUGCUUACACCAAACCUUUCAAAAAUGUCAUCAUGAUAGCUCGUCAGACAACCAAUGUCCUCCUCACUGCUGCCACCCCAGCUCGUUACUACAUGGCAGCACAUGCCUACAACAGCGCAAUGCACCUUCGACAAUACACACACACAGCAAUACUUGAAUAUAAAUCCGCCCCUUGCAGUGCCAAAAAAGGACAACCUGUGAAACAAUCUUCCCCGCUACCGGGGUUCAAUGACACAGCCACUGCAACUGCAUUCACGGAGAUAAAGAUGCCUUCCCAGGUCAAAGUUCCCAUUGAGAUUGAUGAGAGCCUGUUUUCACAUGGGGUUGGACUAAUCAACUGCCCAAUCAUAGCCCUCGAUGUCAAGCGCAAUGGAACUCGCUUUGCUGCCAGCAUCAACAUCCUUUGUUAUCCAAUAAGGAACUCCUUAAUGCAGGCACUACACGGAGGUACCUGGUAUCUUCCCACAGACUUUCCGCUGUCCUCCAAUUCAAGAACAGGCAAUGUAAGCCGAGGACUCUGGCAACCAGUUAAGGCAACAAAGCUCUUUAAACUAGAGUUUGGUUCCACGGUACUUGUGUUUCAGGAUACAAGUAUUGUCACAGUUGAGGAUCAUCCUAUGCAUCUUCAUGGGUACCAAUUCUAUGUUGUUGGAAGUGGCUUUGGUAAUUUUGAUCCCAGAAAUGAUCCGGCCAAAUUCAACCUUAUCGAUCCCCCACAGAGAAACACCAUUGGAGCACCUCCCGGAGGAUGGGUGGCCAUCCGCUUUGUGGCUGACAAUCCUGGAAUCUGGUUGCUGCAUUGUCAUAUAGAUACCAUCUCUUGGGGCUUGGCCACAGCUUUCCUCGUCGAGAUGAGUGGGAAAUUGCAGACUGUACAGCCUCCACCACUCGAUCUGCCUCAGUGUUAAAAGACAAAAUCACCAGCUAGAAACAUCUAAUAUCACGAGUUCCAGUAUCUGCUGUUUACUCGAGUCCCCAGCAAUAUGUUACCUGAAUUUGGCUUCCAGGAUUUUUCUGCUUUGUUUCUGUCAAAAGGUUUACGUCCUGAAUGGUACUAUUACUAAGCAACUGAUUUGACAUUAUCAAUGUAUUGUUUUUAAGAUUAAAGAAUGGGAUUUCAGAUUACAUUUAUAAUAAUACAAGUUUCUUUCCUUCUUCUGGUA
Molecule: messenger RNA, 1955 nt
Organism: Theobroma umbraticum
Lineage: Eukaryota; Viridiplantae; Streptophyta; Magnoliopsida; Malvales; Malvaceae
Source: RefSeq, a predicted model, not a curated record